Pseudophryne corroboree (corroboree frog) is the source of this 5614-nucleotide messenger RNA. It is a transcript of the gene SIK2, whose product is annotated as salt inducible kinase 2. Gene Ontology annotation, molecular function: ATP binding; protein serine/threonine kinase activity. Bases 778 to 3483 code for a protein of 901 amino acids. Gene Ontology annotation, biological process: protein phosphorylation; intracellular signal transduction. The transcript has 15 exons. The record is from RefSeq and is a predicted model, not a curated record. Gene Ontology annotation, cellular component: cytoplasm. Lineage: Eukaryota; Metazoa; Chordata; Amphibia; Anura; Myobatrachidae.
GAAAAAAAAAAGAGAGAAGCAGAAGCCCCGCCCAGGAGACCUCCUGCAGCUCUGACGUCAAUGGACGUCAGCCCUGAGAACAUGAUGCCUUGUGCAAGCAGCAGCAGCAGAGCCUUGCACAGAGCUGCUCACUGGUUUCCUGCACGGCUGCCUCCACUCCCCGGCUACUGUGACACUCUGCUCGGGCUGUGAUCGCGCUGGGUGCAUGUGAUCCCUACACUAUGCUCCCGACUUCUCAGCACUCCAGCUACAAGCGGCUGCCUGCUGCUGCUGCUGCAGCGAGUUGAUGAACAGACUUUAUUGUGGACUAAAAGCAGAACUGAUCCUGAUCCAGUCACAUUUGAUUCAUGCAUUUUUUGCACCCUAUGUUUUGCAGGAUUCCAUUCUUUGCAUUGGAUGUGUGAUCAGUUCUGGGUACACCCCCUCCUUGCAAAUUCCGAGACAAUGCAAACUCUAAUGUCUGGGAUUUUAUGUUGGAGCAAUAACUGGCCGGGUUCAGACCUUUGUCAUUAAGUAUCUUAUUUUUUAUUAUUUUCCCUCGUGUUGUGGACAAUGCAUUCUGACCCCUAACUGGAUAUGUUGUGUCUUUGCUGAACCAGGGACAGUAACCCAUGCAUUGCCUGUAACUCCUGCCAGCCAUGGACAGGCAGCCCUGAUGGGGGCAUUGUGUGGUCUGCAUCUGCUGUCCAUUCUUGUUUUGCUUGAGCUCUGCUGGGGGGUGUGAGCGUGCCGGUUGAUGCCUUUUGCCCCUUGGAAGUCACUGGCCUGGGUCCCAGCAUGGUCAUGGCGGAUUGUCAGAGGCAUGUGCAGAGGGGUCCUGUCCGGGUUGGAUUCUAUGACAUAGAACGCACUUUAGGGAAAGGGAAUUUCGCUGUGGUGAAGCUGGCCAGGCAUCGCAUUACCAAAACCGAGGUAGCAAUAAAGAUCAUAGACAAGUCUCAGCUGGAUGCUGUAAAUUUAGAGAAAAUCUACAGAGAAGUUCAAAUAAUGAAGAUGCUGGACCAUCCCCAUAUUAUCAAACUUUAUCAGGUUAUGGAAACCAAAAACAUGCUUUAUCUUGUGACCGAGUAUGCCAAAAAUGGAGAGAUUUUCGAUUACUUGGCUAAGCAUGGGCGCCUGAACGAGUCAGAAGCUAGGAGGAAGUUUUGGCAGAUCCUUUCCGCGGUGGAAUACUGUCACAGUCACAAUAUCGUGCACCGAGAUUUGAAGGCAGAAAAUCUGCUGCUAGAUAACCACAUGAACAUAAAGAUAGCAGACUUUGGGUUUGGCAACUUUUACAAGACUGGAGAACCCCUAGCCACAUGGUGUGGUAGCCCACCAUAUGCAGCUCCAGAAGUGUUUGAAGGACAGCAGUACGAGGGACCUCAGCUGGAUAUAUGGAGUAUGGGUGUAGUCCUCUAUGUCCUAGUGUGCGGAGCUUUACCAUUUGAUGGCCCUACACUCCCCAUCCUGAGGCAGAGAGUUCUGGAAGGGAGGUUUCGGAUUCCGUAUUUUAUGUCUGAAGAAUGUGAGCACUUAAUUAGGAGGAUGCUGGUGCUGGAGCCUUCAAAACGUCUCUCUAUUGCUCAAAUCAAAGAGCAUAAGUGGAUGAUGACAGAGGUGCCAGUACAUCGACCUGUCUUGUACGCCCAGAGUCCAGAGAAAGACGUUUCUAUUGGGGAACACAAUGAACAAGUCCUGAGGCUCAUGCACAGCUUGGGGAUAGACCAGCAAAAGACCAUAGAGUCUUUACAGAAUCGUAGCUAUAAUCACUUUGCUGCCAUAUAUUACCUGCUUGUGGAAAGGCUUAAAUCUCACCGAAGCAGCUUUCCUGUGGAGGCCAGGAUCGAUGCACGGCAACGACGACCCAGCACCGUCGCCGAGCAGACAGUUGCCAAGACCAGUACCGUGAUGUCUCCAGUGAAUCUCUUGUCGCAAAAUGUAAGGAUGAUGAGGACGCCAAUUCUCCCAGAAGCCUCCACUGUAGACCCUUUCUCGUAUCCUCAAAGCAGCUGCCAGGCUGAUGCCACAUUCCUAGAGGAAGCAGUGAACACACCAACGGUUAAUGGAUGCCUAUUGGACCCAUUACCCCCUGUUGCCAUGAGGAAGGCUUGCCAGUCUUUGCCAAGCAACAUGAUGGAGACAUCUAUUGACGAAGGUAUAGAAACAGAAGAUGACUCAGAAGAUGAUCCAGCUUCAGCAUUUGCCGCUUUUCAUGGUAGACGCAGUGGGCAAAGGCGGCACACACUAGCAGAAGUGACCAACCAGUUAGUGGUCUUGCCCAGUGUGGCACCAGACAUGGAAGGUAAACUCUUCACUAUUGGUAACAACCCCUCUUUAGGAAGUGUGGACUGCGAAUAUGACAUGGGAUCUGUACAGAGUGACCUCAACUUCCAGGAUGAUGUGGGAGCUCUGAAUGAGGUGACUCUGGCCAACCAGACAGUCACCAGGCUUACUCCACCAUAUAUAGGAUUGCGGCCUACCAACCUGCCUAUGCCAGCUAUGACCUCCCAAAAGCGGGAGGUUCACAACAGGUCUCCAGUCAGCUUUCGUGAGGGGAGAAGGGCAUCUGAUACUUCAUUAACACAAGGAAUUGUGGCGUUUCGACAGCACCUGCAAAACUUGGCAAGAACCAAGGGUAUCUUAGAGCUCAACAAGAUCCAAUUGUUGUAUGAGCAAAUGGGACCAACGGAGGAUCCAGAUCUGCUGAGCACAUCCCUCCACCUCCAAGAUCCCAACCAACCCCAGCCCGAUAUCUCUGCACAACUUCCAAAUAUGUCAACAUUUCCCAACGGCAUACAACCUCAGAUACUGUCUAGGCGUCAGAGUUUGGAGACUCAGUAUCUACAACACAGGCUGCAGAAAGGAAACCUGCUGGCUCAAGCUCAGAACAGCUGUCAGAUGUAUUGCAAGGAAACGCCCCGAAGUCUGGAGCAGCAACUGCAGGAACACAGGUUACACCAGAAGCGUCUCUUUCUCCAGAAGCAACCACAGCUGCAGGCUUAUUUCAACCAGAUGCAGAUAGCAGAAAACAACUAUCCGAUGCAAGGACAACAGAUUCCACUGGAAUCCGUGCAGCAGAGCCAAUUCAGCUUGUCUCAGCCACUCAGCCCAGUGUUGGAGCCCACUUCUAAUGAAAUGCAAUAUGAUCCAUUCUUAAGUCAGUAUCACAAACUGCAUUCGCAGCAGAUGCAACACAUGGUACAGCCCAGCCAGCCACAGGUCGUAACACAAAUUCAUGUACAGCAGCCACCCUUACAGUAUGCUUACCAGACCUGUGAAUUAACUGGCGUGCCAAUACAUGAAUCUGAAUAUACAAACCAAUGUCAGUAUUCUAUGCAUUCAGCUCAGCAAGGCGGAAUGGUAUUGCAAGAGAACCAGGAUAGCCCAACGGGACACGAUACUCUGUCGUCUUACAAAGCCUUGGCCCUGAAUGAGUCUUUUGACUGUGAGAUGAUGGAAACUGUUGACUCUCAGCACAGUGGCUAUGUUUUGGUUAAUUAGCCCAUGUGCAGAUUAUUGUAUCUGAUACAUGACAAUAAGGUCAAAUACGUAGGAGGAGAAAGUUUAAUUUUAACAGCUUUUUUCUUUUGUCCCAACUGAAGUCUGGAAGGAAUCUAUCUCCUUGAAACUGUUUCCAACGUGGAACCCGACUUGCGUGGCUGAGUUAUCUUGCUGGAUGUCACAAAAUUUCCAUGAAACGUGGAGAAAAGUGAUAAUGGAGUCCUGCAAGGAGUUAUGAGAAGAGCAUUCUGUGGAUCUGCUAGUGGAGAAGAUAUGUAACUUUAGAUCAGCCUGCUGAUCCUCACCACACCUGCAACAUGAAGCUCUUGUAAGACAAAGUACCAUUAAAAGCAAUAUUUCAGGAUAUUUCAUGAUGUGAUCCUAACAUUAAAAACAAAAGCUUCUUUUGUAGACUAAGUAAAAAAAAUUCGGGAACCUUUUCAUCUAAGCUACUGAGAUAGGCAUCAAGCACCUUCCAUGGAGAAGCUAAGAGCUCAUCACAGUUACUGGAUUCUACACUACUGGAGGUACUCAUGUCUCAUUGAACCUCAGCAAAAGAAUACAGACUUUGGUGCAGUGACCUAACCAAUAGAUAACACUGCAUGAACUUAUUUUGCAUACAUACUGACUGAGGACAGGCAAUAAGUUUUCCUGGAUAACAGCAGUUUGAGGUUAGGCAACUUUUUGGAGGUAGAACCGGAUGACUUUGUCAUAAAUCAUCGGCCGAAUGUGAUAAGGCCAUUCUGCUGUCUUCUCUCUGCCGGGGGGAAAACAGGUUUUGGGAGAUGACAAUUGUUACAGAACUGUAACUUUUUAACAUGAUGAAGAAAUAAUAAUCUUGACUGUGUUUUCAGGUCACGGUAAUACUAUAUGUUGUUAUUUGUUGACGAAACUUUGUAAAUUUGGUAAACUGUCUAGAUUUUAGUCAGGAACACAAAAUCAGCUACAAAAUACGUGUGAUGUGUGGUAGUUUUGUGCCUUUAUGGGUUUUUUCAUAAUAGAAUAUACCUUUCUUUUUCAGAUGAAAAACAAAGUUAGAUGAUAUCCCAUUUCUAUCAAUGCUACAUCCAAAGUCGAGUCAGAGUUUGUGUGUAUGUUCGUCUGUUCCACUGUGUGGAAUGCAAAAAGCGUUUAAUCAAUGUUCUGAUUGCUCAUGUGUAGAAAAAAUGUUUUAAAAAGUAUUAUAGCAAUAUUUAAUUCUAUUUUAAUGUCAUGAACUGUUGAUAUUAACCAUGGCAAUGGAUGUUUCAUGAAAACCUGAAGUGAUGGAGUUCUAGUACCCUAAAAGCAGAUACCCAUGUAUCUAUUGAGGUUAGUAGUCAUAAUGGGUUACCAUAGCUAGAGACGUAACCUGAAACUCAGCACAUCCACAGUGACUGCUCCAUGCAUUGCACUUUCUGUAUAUUCUAGACUUAAUAAAGCCAUAGUGUGAUGACACUUUUGGAAAGAUUCAUCGCCAGUAGUAUUAAUUCAUUUUCUCCUUCAUUUUAGCAUAUGAAUUAGCUUGAAUUGUCCAUUCUGAACAAUAUGACACUAAUGUAAACUGACCACAAUCCAAGGCAUCGCCAUGACCACCCACAUUGAUCAAUCUACUGUAUAUCAAAUAUGUAACAUCUCCCCAUAUCAGGGCAGUCUUAACAGCAUAGUAGAGCCUGGGUAAAGCAAUGCACUGGGGCCCCUACACACCCAUUUACGGGCACCAAUUUUAUAAAAAAUAACAUGCCCCUCCUGCGGUUCUGUGCCAUCCCUCCACAUGCUUCCAUAAAGUAAAUGGUUGUCAGCACUUUGAUUGGUGGAUAGCUCCAGCCAUCCACCAAUCAGCAUGCUGAUAGCCAUUCACCGUCUGGCUUCAAGCUUGGAGGCUACUCUGAUUGUGGGACCAUCACCCGCCCCUGCUCGGAGACCCCUAGAAAUGUGGGGCCCUGGGCAGCUGUCCAGUGUGCCUAUACAUUAAGAUUGCCCUGUCCCAUAUGAUUUCAUGGUUGCCUUCUUCACCACAAUAGGCAACAGCCAAAUGGGGAAAAAUUGACAAGGUACAAGGAAGUACAUUUGGGAUUGUCCUUUAAACAUGAAAUCAGACGUCUGUCCAAAAAUGCAAAUGGAAAAUUUAUGGGUGGGGUUUUUUUUUUUC